This is a messenger RNA of Lucilia sericata (common green bottle fly), 1536 nucleotides long. RefSeq names its product galactose mutarotase. Gene Ontology annotation, biological process: beta-D-galactose catabolic process via UDP-galactose, Leloir pathway; glucose metabolic process. Lineage: Eukaryota; Metazoa; Arthropoda; Insecta; Diptera; Calliphoridae. Gene Ontology annotation, molecular function: carbohydrate binding; aldose 1-epimerase activity. The transcript is spliced from 7 exons. The record is from RefSeq and is a predicted model, not a curated record. Bases 212 to 1327 code for a protein of 371 amino acids.
UUUGCUUCGCGAACUUUUGUAUCGUCUACACACAUCGCACACAGCUGUUUAGCAACACUAUAAAUUUUUAUUAAUAAUUUUACUAAAUACUACAGACUAAUAAAUUUUGAAAAGUUUUUCUUUAAAUAGACAAUAUAUUUUCAUUAAAAUAAAUAUAUACAUAUAUUUAUUUCUUUUUCGUUUCUGUAAAAAAGUAAAAUAAAUAACUAAAAUGGUACGUGUUAUAGAAGAUGUUUUUGGAACAGCUAUUAAUCCAUUGACCAAACAAUCGGAACAAAUCAAACGCUUUACUCUGCAAAAUGAUAUGGAAAUGAAAGUACAAGUUAUUUCUUUGGGUGCCACCAUAACUAGUAUCCAAGUACCGGAUGCAAAUGGGCAUGUGGAUGACAUCGCACUGGGUUAUGAUGAUAUUGCAGGUUACCAAACUUCAAGUAAUCCAUAUUUUGGUGCAACUGUGGGUCGAGUUUGUAAUCGCAUUGCCAACGGUCGGAUUCCACUAAAGGGUCAAGAGAUACAGGUCUCUCGUAAUUUCAACAAUAAACAUCAAUUGCAUGGUGGUUUCAUUGGCUUCGACAAGGUCCAUUGGCAGGUGGAAGCCGUACACCAAGAUGGCAUAACACUCAAACACUAUUCACCGGAUGGUCAUGAAGGAUAUCCGGGCCAAGUAACCACAACGGUGAAAUUCACAUUGACCGAGGACAAUUGUCUACACGUACAAAUGCAAGCUGAGACAACUAAAGUUACGGCUGUCAAUAUGACAAAUCAUACGUAUUUCAAUUUGGCCGGACAUAAUGCCGGUCAAGAAGCCAUAUUUGAACAUACAAUCAUGAUUAAAGCAGACAAAAUAACUGAAACUGACGCAGAGUCCAUUCCAACUGGUAAUUUUAAAAAUGUCGAAGGCACUUUAUACGAUUUACGUACAAUGAAAAAUUUAGGGGAACAAAUAAAGAAACUUUUGCCUGCCACCAAUGGUUAUGAUGACAACUAUUGUGUGGAAAAGAACAGUGAUGACACAAGUGUCAGCUUAAUAGCCAAAGCUUAUCAUCCAAAAACCGGAAGAUGGUUAGAAAUUGCCAGUAACCAACCAGGCGUGCAGUUUUAUACAGCAAAUUAUAUGCCCGAUACAACAAAAGGAGAGACACCCCUACAAGGCAAAAGUCAGGCCCAGUAUGUUAAACAAGGUGCCUUUUGUUUAGAGACACAAAAGUAUCCCGAUGCUGUCAAUCAUCCCAAUUUCCCAUCGAUCAUUUUAAAUCCGGGUGAAUGUUAUAACCACGAAGUGAUUUACAAAUUUGGCACAUGUCGUAAUGGAGGCUGUAAACAUUGAGUCAAAGAAACGAAACAAUCGAAAAGGAGGAAAAAGCACGAAAUAAACAAACAUAGAAAGAGAAACAACGAGAGCAGUGCGGCAUGUCAAAAUAGAUUUAACCCUAAUGGCGACAAAAUUUAUUGUUUCAUAAUUUAUGUUGACCUUCUCGUACUUUUAAACAAAAUCCAAAUAAAAACAAAAAAUAUACACACAAUUACGCAAAUAUA